AUGGGAGUUCUAUGUAAGACUAUAGCACAUGUGUAUGUUAUAGAAUUUCAAAAGAGGGGUUUGCCUCAUUGUCAUUUGUUAAUUCAUUUAGAUCCCAAUGACAAACUUAGGGAUGCAGAUGACAUAGACAGUGUUAUUUCAGCAGAAAUUCCUAAUCAACAGGAACACCCUGAGCUGUUUGAAAUUGUACGAUCGUGUAUGAUUCAUGGACCAUGUGGACAUCUGAAUCCUAAUUCCAGAUGUAUGGAAGAUGGUGUUUGCACGAAAAGUUUUCCAAAGAAAUUUUUAGCAUCUACGGUAGCUGAAGUCAACGGAUAUCCAUUAUAUAGACGCCGUGAUAAUGGUAUACAUAUCAAUGUCAAUAAUGUUGAUGUAGAUAAUCGCUGGAUUGUUCCAUAUAAUCCAUGGCUUUCAAAGAAAUACAAUGCACAUAUAAACUUAAAGCCGUGCAUGUCUGUUAAAUGUGUUAAAUACCUCUAUAAAUAUAUUUAUAAAGGUCAUGAUUGUGCCAACAUUGAUAUCAAUGAACGUAUUGAUCAUGAUGAGGUGCAGACAUUUUUAGAUGCGCGCAAAGGACAGGCCAAAGAGGCUCUGGACAGAGCUGCAGAUCAGGCUAUAAAAUUAACAGCUUGGUUUGUGUUAAAUGCAGAGAAUCAUGAUGCUCCCCAAUAUAUGUAUCCAGAUAUUCCUCUUCAUUUUGUUUUUAAUAAGAACAAAGUUUGGAAACCAAGACAACGCGGUCAUGGUAAAAUUGUGUCCAGAAUGUAUAGUGUGAGUCCUCGCGCAGGUGAGCUUUUUUAUUUACGUAUGUUGCUAUUGCAUACACCUGGUGCAACUUCUUUUGAAGAUUUACGAACUGUCAAUGGCAAUGUUGCUGAAACAUUUCGUGACGCCUGUUUACUGCGUGGUCUCCUGCAAGAUGAUACUAAAUGGAACAAUACUUUGCAAGAAGCUGUUAACUUUCAGAUGCCUCGACAAUUAAGGCAACUGUUUGCUGAGAUACUUACUCACUGCGAACCUUCUGAUCCUUUUACUUUGUGGACAAGGUACAAGGAUGCAAUAUAUGAAGAUUAUAUUCACCAAAUGAAUGAGGAACAGGCUGAGUACAGACUGCUUCAAGAUAUUAAUUCUAUGAAUUACCCCCAGUUGAAAACAUUAAUGUAG
Messenger RNA from Hydractinia symbiolongicarpus, 1164 nucleotides. RefSeq lists its product as uncharacterized. The record is from RefSeq and is a predicted model, not a curated record. Lineage: Eukaryota; Metazoa; Cnidaria; Hydrozoa; Anthoathecata; Hydractiniidae. The coding region runs from base 1 to 1164 and encodes 387 amino acids. The transcript has 3 exons.